UUGGAUUAUUCGGGAGUGGAGAUUUUUUCCGAGAUGUCAUUAUUAGCGUUAUUAAAGAGCGCAAACAAGAAGGAAAACGUUACAACGAUAUGUUGCAGUUAUUAAUGGAUGUCGUCAACGAUGUUUCAAAUGAAAAAUAUUUAACCCAGAACCUAGAGCCUGUGUGUGUUGAAGAUCAAGAAGAUCAAUAUGGAAGCAUUAUAAGCAAAGAUGGAAGUCAUAACAUAAAACACAAAAAGCUAACCGAAGACGAGAUGAUCGCUCAAUGUGUUUCUUUCUUUACUGCUGGUUUUGAGACAACAGCCUUAACUCUAUCUUACGUGGCUUAUAGUCUUGCUCUUAAUCCUGAUUGUCAAGAAAAGUUAAUACAAGAAAUAGACUCGGCCUUUGAAUCUCAUAAAGUGAUGAAUUAUGAUGCAGUAAGAGAUAUGAAGUACUUGGAUUGUGUUAUAUCAGAAACAUUAAGAAUGUAUCCCCCAUCAAUUACGGUACAAAGGUCAGCAGCUGAAAAUUACGUAGUGAAGGAUUUGGGACUUACAAUUGAAAAAGGUGUUAUUAUAAAUAUUCCGGUUUACUCAAUGCAUUUCGAUCCAGAAUUUUUCCCAGAACCAGAAAAGUUCAAACCAGAAAGGUUUUUAGAGAGGAGUCAUCCCCAGUAUGCUUACCUACCGUUUGGAGCUGGCCCAAGAAACUGUUUAGGCAUGCGCUUUGCGCUUAUGCAAAUUAAGAUGUGUAUGAGCAAUAUAUUGCGUCAUUACAGAUUUCGACUGGCCGAUAAUACAAAGGUUCCAAUCGAGUUUAAUAUAGGAAGUGUUUUUCUAACAGUAAAUGAGCUACCAUUAAAGAUUGAAAAAAGAAAUGACUUGUGAAUUGGAAAUCCUAUGAACUGUAAAGUGUAUAAUUUAAAUCUUUAUAUAAAACUGGAAAUCAUUUGUUCAUUUUGUAUGUGUUUUACUUGU
Messenger RNA from Uloborus diversus, 959 nucleotides. RefSeq names its product cytochrome P450 3A19-like. Gene Ontology annotation, molecular function: monooxygenase activity; heme binding; iron ion binding. Lineage: Eukaryota; Metazoa; Arthropoda; Arachnida; Araneae; Uloboridae. The transcript is spliced from 7 exons. The record is from RefSeq and is a predicted model, not a curated record. The coding region runs from base 90 to 869 and encodes 259 amino acids.